This is a messenger RNA of Haliotis rubra (blacklip abalone), 1160 nucleotides long. RefSeq lists its product as uncharacterized. The coding region runs from base 181 to 594 and encodes 137 amino acids. NCBI's taxonomy places the organism in Eukaryota, Metazoa, Mollusca, Gastropoda, Lepetellida, Haliotidae. The record is from RefSeq and is a predicted model, not a curated record. The transcript is spliced from 4 exons.
UGUUUUUCAGGGUUGGAUAUUCUGCCACACAGACAUAUUCUGGAUCGUUUUCACUUUUUAAGGUAGCGACAACAUUAGUUCGAAUCAAGCUAGUGGGUGUCCAACUGAGCAGCGGCUUCAGAUCCCCAAGUACGACAUACCCGAGAUAGUUCCGGCAGACCACGACCGACCAUUACUACCAUGAGUAAUCAGAACAACAACCGCAACCCUCCUCAGCCCAGUCCCCAGAAUAUCCAGGUUACAUCAAAUAUACAAGGACCCAUAGGGACAGCUUACUCUGCAGGGAUUGUUCAUGGUGGAGUUGGCAACACGUAUAACACCGUCUUCAACAUGCAAGCCUCGAGUGACGUGGAGGAGAGGGGAACCGCCGCCACAGUGAGAGAAGCUGAUGGUAGAGUUCCACAUCAAGGAGUGACACAGAACGACUCCAACCCCCUCCUUGAUGCCUGCCGGAAGGGGAACAUGGCCAUGGUGAAGCGUGUCCUGGAUCUGGGACAGGUGGACGUCAACUGUAAAGGAGAGUGGAACCGGACACCUGUGAUGGAGGCAGCACUUGGGGGGAUACAAAGACGUGGUGGAGCUCUUGCUGAAUAGAAGAGCGGAUGUGUCACUGGUGGACGAUGACGAUAACAACACCCUCCUAUUGGCCUGUGUGAAAGGAGACGUGGGGGCGGUGGAGUUGAUACUGUCCCAGGGCGUGGUGGACGUCAACUGUAAAGGAGGAUGGAGAAGCUGGACACCGGUGAUGGAUGCAGCAUGGGAGGGACACAGAGAUGUGGUGGAGCUGCUACUGAGUAAAGAAGCUGAUGUGUCACUGGUGGACAGGGACGGUAACAACACCCUACAUUGGGCCUGUUAUAGCGGAGACGUGGGGACGGUGAAGUUGGUACUGUCCCGGGGCUUGGUGGACAUCAGCGCCAGGAACAACUGCGGGAAGACAGCGGCCGACGUGGCGAGAGACGAGGGACAUCAUCAAGUGGCGGAUCUCGUGUCACGUGCUGCUCGGUGAAGUGGUUCUGGUUUUGGUACAGACAGUAAUGGUGAAGGUGCUGUUACUGACACUGACGCGGUAUGUGCCGUUCACGUCGUCGUGUUUACAUUGUGGGACCAAGGUUAGAAUUAUUGUUGUGUUUGAGGAGAAAUAAAACUUGUUGAAAACA